Tetranychus urticae (two-spotted spider mite) is the source of this 1469-nucleotide messenger RNA. Its product is annotated as cytochrome P450 4V2. The record is from RefSeq and is a predicted model, not a curated record. NCBI's taxonomy places the organism in Eukaryota, Metazoa, Arthropoda, Arachnida, Trombidiformes, Tetranychidae. Gene Ontology annotation, molecular function: monooxygenase activity; iron ion binding; oxidoreductase activity, acting on paired donors, with incorporation or reduction of molecular oxygen.
GUAAUGUUAACAAUUGGUUCCCAACUUUCCAUCUUUUUCAUCAAAAGCUGCAUCAACAACAAUAUCCGAGUUCCUCAUAGGUAGUAUGAAAUAUCAAAAAGCUUAUGAUGGAGUCUUCGUUUUCUGGUUAGGCUGGUAUCCGAUGGUUGCUAUUACCAAUCACAAGGCUGCAGAGGCUGUUUUAAGCUUACCAAAUCACAAAAAAGGUGAAGAAUAUGCAUUCCUUGGUCUUGAAGAUGGUAUUGUUGUCUCUCAUGGAGAUAAAUGGAAAGCCAGACGAAAAAUGAUUGAACCUUUUUUCAACACCAAAAGCCUGACAGCCUCCAUUUCAGGAAUGAACCAAGCUUUUAAUUUAAUGACCAAUGAAUUGAAGGAGAAACGAAUUGAAACCAUUGACAUGGGUGAAAAUAUUCACAAACGUUCCCUGGAUAUUAUCAUGAAAAGUACAAUGAGUGUACCAAUUGUGGACAAAAUUGAAUAUAAAAAAACUGCCAUAAGUGACAUUGAAGCAUGUGAAACUAUAGCUCUAACCCGUAUACUUAAUCCUGCUCUGUGGGUUGAUGCCAUCUUUUAUCAAACCAAUGCUGGAAGAUAUUUCAAGAAAGCUACCGGGCGACUUAUGGCCUUUAUGGAGGAAAAGAUUGUUGAAAGGAUCAACGAAAAGAGUGAAAUGGCCAGCAAAGUUGAUGAAAAGGAGCAAAAGAUGAGACAUGAUCUCAUCGAUCUACUGGUCAUGCAUCAUGAUCCAAACUCUAAAGAUGUCACCCAAUCAAUUGAUGUUACUGGAAUUACAGAGGAAAUUCUCAACCUACUGGUCGCUGGACAUGAUACCAUCUCUGCUGGAUUAAGAUGGACACUUUUCCUUUUAGGUAAUCAUCUCGACUGGCAGGAGAAAAUUUAUGAGGAAAUUUCAAACAAUCUUGAUAUUGAUCAAGAUCCUGAAACCUUGGAAGAUAUCAACAGCUUGGUUUACUUGGAUUGGUGUAUAAAGGAAAGCAUGAGGCUUUUCCCUCCUAUUCCGCUUGUUACCCGAACACUAGAGUAUGCAGUUGAAACUGGUAAACAUACCAUUCCGAAGGGUACAGCAAUUGUUUUUUCAUAUUACACUAUCCAACGAGAUGAGAAGAUUUGGGAUAAUCCUGAAUUAUUUGAUCCGGAGCGUUUUAGUCCAGAAAGAUUCUCUAAAAUACCCAAAUAUGGCUACUUACCUUUUGGUCAUGGUAAAAGAAGCUGCAUUGGCAAGAGAUUUGCUGUAACUGAGAUGAAAAUUUUCAUCAUUCAUUUGAUGAGACAUUAUAGUUGGGUUUCUACUCAGAAAGUCAAUCAAGUUAGCUUUGGAAUGGAUGUAACGACUAAACCAUUAGCACCACUAACCAUAAGGCUUACUCCGAGAAAUAAGUCUCAGUGAAACCCCAUUUCUUGUCUUGAUACCCAUUUUUAGUUUUCAAUUAUACUCUUAUAAAUUAUUA